GCAUCAGGGACCAUGACAGGCAUCGCCGCUGCUUCUUUCUUUUCCAACGCUUGCAGGUUCGGCAGCUGCGGGCUGCACUUCGAUUCCCUGGCCGAGCUCAUCUUGCACAUCGAGGAUAACCAUAUCGACACAGAUCCACGCCUUUUGGAGACACAGGAGCAGCAGCAGCCCACCUAUGUCGCCCUCAGCUACAUCAACAGGUUUAUGACAGGAGCCGCUAGGCAAGAGCACGAUUCGCUGAAGAAGAAGAUUCAGCCCAAAGUCUAUCUGUCUUUAAUGGGGAGUCUGUGUCGCAGCAAUGUGGCCGCACAACCUCGCCACACCAGCGGAAAUCUCACCCCUCCCGUCACACCGCCCAUCACUCCAUCCUCAUCUUUUCGUUGCAGCACGCCCACAGGUAACUUGUCGUCUACACGGCGCUUCCCACGCACAGGCAGCGAGUGCGACGAAGAGGAGAUGGACUUUGAGGAUUCUGACAGCGACAAGUCGUGGACUACAGAGAACGCCAUCAGCUCGCAGUCAAUCCUCAGCUCAAUGUGCAUGAAUGGUGACGAUGAGAAACCCUUUGCCUGCCCCAUUCCGGGCUGUAAAAAGAGAUAUAAGAAUGUCAACGGGAUCAAGUAUCACGCCAAGAACGGCCACCGGAUGCAGGUAAGAGUACAAAAAGCCUUCAAGUGCCGCUGCGGGAAGAGCUACAAGACAUCUCAGGGUCUCCGUUACCACAGCGUCAACUUCCACCCACCUGUCACUGCUGAUGUCAUCCAUUGUAAAAUACGGUAG
Nerophis lumbriciformis (worm pipefish) is the source of this 780-nucleotide messenger RNA. NCBI's taxonomy places the organism in Eukaryota, Metazoa, Chordata, Actinopteri, Syngnathiformes, Syngnathidae. The record is from RefSeq and is a predicted model, not a curated record.